This is a messenger RNA of Stylophora pistillata, 2394 nucleotides long. RefSeq names its product potassium channel subfamily K member 9. Gene Ontology annotation, molecular function: outward rectifier potassium channel activity; potassium ion leak channel activity. NCBI's taxonomy places the organism in Eukaryota, Metazoa, Cnidaria, Anthozoa, Scleractinia, Pocilloporidae. Gene Ontology annotation, biological process: potassium ion transmembrane transport; stabilization of membrane potential. The record is from RefSeq and is a predicted model, not a curated record. Gene Ontology annotation, cellular component: plasma membrane.
CAUUGGAAACUUGGUUCAAACCUAAUUGUGCUCAGAAGAGCAAAACUAAUGACAGCGCAUUCAACGGAAUAGGCGUGGUUUGGGCUGGUUGACACGGAGUUCGUAUCCACCAGGCGCUUUAGUGACCCUCUCCUCACAUUCGUAAUUGCUUCAAAUUAGUUCUUAAGGAUAACCAAUCACAGGACACUCAGUGCAACAAUGUGCAAGGCUUUUGGGUACAAACAUUAGACUUACAAAAAAAAAAAAAAAAAGAAGAUCGCUGGCAAAAUUACGCGCCAAACGAAGUGAUUUCUGCGGCUGACAGAUAUGACGAGUGCAUGAAGCGACAACGCGAUGAAAACGCAAAACCUUCGGACGAUACUGUUAACGAUAUGUUGUGUAUCUUAUCUCUUGGUCGGCGCGGCAAUUUUCAGCGCUUUAGAAUACAACGAAGACCAAGAGAUGCGAAAGAAUAUGACAAUUCUUCACAAUACAUUAACAAAGAAAUACAACAUCAGCGACGAAGACAUCAAGAAAUGGCUCCAAUAUCUCGAUAGCAAAGCAAACAUCGACGCGGAUUUAUAUCAAUGGAGUUUCGCCGGCUCAGUUUAUUUCGCCACCACUGUAAUAACAACGAUAGGUUAUGGACACACGGUGCCUAAGACGGACCGGGGAAAAAUAUUUUGUAUGAUUUAUGCAGCGGUGGGAAUUCCUCUCGCGCUGACGAUGUUUCAGUCAAUUGGCGAGCGUUUGAACACGUUUUUAGCGCAUAUGUUUCGACGAGUGAAGAAAAAGCUGGGUAUGAAGAACACUGAGGUUUCAAAUACAGCGAAUAUGGUAGUUUUAUUUGGUUUGUUCGCAAUGAUGGUGACCGUUUCCCUUGGAGCAUUUAUAUUCCGUUACUACGAGAAAUGGACAUAUUUUAAAUCGCUUUACUAUUGUUUUAUAACUGUAACAACAAUAGGGUUCGGCGACUAUGUUGCUCUCCAAGACAGCCGAGAGACGCGCUUUGAUCAUACAUACGUGGGUAUCUCCCUUCUUUUCAUUUUCUUUGGGCUGACAAUUGUAGGAUCCGUAAUGAAUCAGUUGGCAUUGAGGCUGUUGACGGCAAGUCAAACUAAAGAAACAGACCAACUUAUGGUGGAAGGGCCGUGUUUGUGCGAUAAGUGCAGUCGCCGGGAAUCUAUCGACAUUUUUAAUCUCUAUCCGAGCGACUUAUCGACCACACUACUAAAAAACUUCGAGGAAGAAAUCGCUUUUACAACGUACAAAGGCCUUCAUAGGAAACGCGCCUCAAUUUAACUAAAAUCUUCGUGUGUUUCAUCCCACACAAGCGGUAACUUUAAAUCAAGCCGCUCGUUUUAUUAAUCAAACUGGUAAGAAAAACUUUCAUGAUAUAGAAUAUUUUUCGACUAUGUAAAUUAUAGAACUCAUUUCUUAGUUUGGUCUACGAAACACCGCUUGUUUUAUUAGUUAUCGAUUUGCGUCGCGGGCGAGUUAAAAUAGAAUAAGCGUUUGUUCACUGACAAGCUCGCUAGUUCGGCGUCGGAAAGCCAUGUUAGAGCCGUUUGCAAGAUAAACGAGUAUGGACGCCAAAACAGUGAAGAUUUUAAUUGGCUGUGUACUUUGUCGUUUAAAAUGCCUUUUUCGCAAAGUAGCUUUCUCUUAGCCUAAAACAUAGGCUAAUCAUUUGAAAGGCUAUGGCUUGCAAAGAUAAGGUUCUGAAUGAUUUUACAAAGUAAAAUUCAAUCAAACAAAGUGAUUCUGGUCGGUGAUAGCAAAAUCUACCACCUGUUACCGCGCCAUGAAAGUUUAAUUAAUCAAAUCAUUUGAAUGCGGCAGAUUUAUCAUAGCCAAAACGUAAAAUUUGUGUACAAGAACUCUAGCAAAAACUUUACGGUAAAAAUAACGGCUUUCUACGUUACCUCCAAUGAGCCUAGAUCGCGAAAUUGCGAUAGGGGGAGGUCAAAAAGGUUUUUAAAUAAAGUCAAAUUUGUCGAGAAACGCCCGAUGGUAACAAAAUCGAGAGUUCUUGAUGUGAAUAUUUUAUGACACGGGUUUUUCACAUAAAUCAGUUCUCCAACGAACAGAAAGGGAAUUUUGUAUCAAUUUGUACAAGGAAUGAAAUAUUUGCUGCUCCAAUUUCAUAACCAAAACCUUGAACUACUCGACGUGAUUCUACAUUUGCUAGUGUAUAUAUAAAAUUACCCUCCAAUCGAUGUUUGUAAAAUAUAUUUUUUAUAGUACACCAGAAAUAUGCUAGAGUGUUUUGACACUGUAAUCGAGAUGCAAAUAUUUCGUCCACGGAUGCGUUUCUUCAGUACGUAGCGAAUCUUCUAAAAUAAAUUGCACACAUGUAUUUAAAGCGAACUUUAGAGCGGAAAAAAGUGAAAUUAAAACUUUCUACAAAACAAA